Lepidothrix coronata (blue-crowned manakin) is the source of this 1336-nucleotide messenger RNA. RefSeq names its product paired like homeodomain 2 (gene PITX2). Bases 93 to 1187 code for a protein of 364 amino acids. The transcript has 5 exons. Gene Ontology annotation, cellular component: nucleus. The record is from RefSeq and is a predicted model, not a curated record. Gene Ontology annotation, biological process: regulation of transcription by RNA polymerase II; anatomical structure morphogenesis. Gene Ontology annotation, molecular function: RNA polymerase II cis-regulatory region sequence-specific DNA binding; DNA-binding transcription factor activity, RNA polymerase II-specific. NCBI's taxonomy places the organism in Eukaryota, Metazoa, Chordata, Aves, Passeriformes, Pipridae.
GGAGCCCGGCGCGGCCCCGCCGCCCCCUCCAGCACAGGCACCAGCAGCGAGAGCAGCGGGGCGGACAGCGCGACCGGCCUCGAUAUCGGGUAAUGGAGUCCAACUGCCGCAAACUUGUCUCCGCCUGUGUUCAGCUAGGCGCGCACGUAGACUUCGGCGUCCUUCUGCCGAUGAACUGCAUGAAGGACCCGUUAAACCUGGAGCGCCUGGGAGCCGGGAAUAAGCUGUGCUCCUCCUCACCUUCCUCCUCCUCCUCCUCCUCCUCCUCCUCCUCUUCAUCAUCUUGCCACCACCAUCAGCCCGCGCUGGCCAUGGCGACGGCGCUGGCGCCGGGGCAGGGGCGCUCCUCCCUGGAGUCCGCCAAGCACCGGCUGGAGGUGCACACCAUCUCCGACACCUCCAGCCCCGAGGCCGCAGAGAAAGAUAAGAGUCAACAGAGCAAGAACGAGGAUGCGGGGCCUGAGGACCCCUCCAAAAAGAAGAGGCAGCGACGGCAACGGACUCACUUCACCAGCCAGCAGUUGCAGGAGCUGGAGGCCACCUUCCAGAGGAAUCGCUACCCGGACAUGUCCACCCGGGAGGAGAUCGCCGUUUGGACCAACCUUACCGAGGCCAGGGUUAGGGUUUGGUUCAAGAACCGCAGAGCCAAAUGGAGAAAGAGAGAAAGGAACCAGCAAGCCGAGCUAUGCAAAAACGGCUUUGGUCCACAGUUUAACGGCCUCAUGCAGCCCUAUGAUGACAUGUACCCUGGCUACUCGUACAACAACUGGGCGGCCAAGGGCCUGACCUCCGCUUCCCUCUCCACCAAAAGCUUUCCUUUCUUCAACUCCAUGAAUGUCAACCCUCUGUCUUCUCAGAGCAUGUUCUCCCCUCCAAACUCCAUCUCCUCCAUGAGUAUGUCUUCAAGCAUGGUACCCUCUGCAGUCACCGGGGUCCCUGGCUCCAGCCUCAACAGCCUGAAUAACUUGAACAACUUGAGCAAUCCCUCCCUGAAUUCUGCAGUGCCAACGCCAGCCUGUCCUUAUGCUCCUCCAACGCCUCCGUAUGUUUAUAGGGACACAUGUAACUCGAGCUUGGCGAGUCUGAGACUUAAAGCCAAGCAGCACUCCAGUUUUGGCUAUGCCAGUGUGCAGAACCCCGCUUCCAACCUGAGUGCUUGCCAGUACGCAGUGGACAGACCCGUGUGAAACAUUCAAGUAGGAAACACUGCAUGGGAAUCCCUUCCCAUUUCCCGCAGAGACUGAGAAUUUCACUAGAAAGUAAUGGGCACUAGAGAGAAAGAGAAAGGAAGAAAAAUCAGACAGAGUCAGAGAGAGAGGAAGAGACAGAGAAAGAG